Messenger RNA from Nilaparvata lugens (brown planthopper), 8332 nucleotides. RefSeq names its product zinc finger protein 2-like. The record is from RefSeq and is a predicted model, not a curated record. The transcript is spliced from 4 exons. Lineage: Eukaryota; Metazoa; Arthropoda; Insecta; Hemiptera; Delphacidae. The coding region runs from base 2884 to 3873 and encodes 329 amino acids.
CCGUAAAUGCGCAACAUAUAAACAUUUAAACAUUCAAACAUUUAAACAUUAAGAGAAAUGCCAAACCGUCGACUUGAAUCUUAGACCUCACUUCGCUCGGUCAACAAUUAAAAUAUUCAGAAAAUGGAAAACAGUUCAUUGCCCAAACUUCUUCUAUUUCGUAAUUAGAAUUUUUAAAAAUUUCUUGAAAUAUUCAUAAUAAACAAGUAUUAGUUUUGUCUUAGUUCACGUCGUAACUUUUGUCUCAUAAUAAUUGUUUUGUUAUUUUUGAUUGGGUGUAGAUUUAAUGGUGCUUUCUUAUAGUUGUGUUCAAAUAAUAUUAUUCUUCGUGACAGAAUAAUAAAAACUUAUGAACACAAAUAAUAAACGCGAAUAGUUAUUGUAAAUACGAAGAAUUAACAAUGAAGUAAACUAAUACAUCACUUCUUACAUCUAUUUAUUUAUGUUACAAAUUAUACUGAUGAUUAUUAAUUAAAUUUUAAGGCAAUCCUCGUGUCAUCAAUAAAAAGAAAAACUUGAGUUCAGCAACAGAGUAACAUUAUUAAAUAGAUGUCUAAUAUCAAUUAGUUAACCCUUAUUAGAUCAGCUAAGCAAAAAUUCCACAAUUAAUGAUCAAUUAGGUUUCACCAAUUAUUAGCAUUGGAAAAUGAAAUUUUCAGCUUUCCUUGCAUACUUCUCAGGAAAACUGUUGUAUUUUGGAAGGGAACUCAUCUCUUAGAAGAGAACUUAUGAGUUUUCAUGAAGAAACAGUGUCACUAUCCUUCCCCUUUUUGAAUAUGCAUUUAUUGUAUCUCGUAAUAUACAUAUUUCAACGUGAAGUUGAAUAGGAUAUUGAUCAGUGAAUGGAAAACCAUGAAACUUUUGUCAAAGCAAUUAAUAAGUCAUCCAUGCUCCUUAUUUAGAAAAAUUUCUUUGCUCUUUUUCAAGACUCUCAUCCCCAAUUGCACAAACUCAGUAGUUUUGAUUCAUACUACUUAUAAUUUAUAUACUCUAUUACUUAAUUCAAGGGUCAUCCCAAAAAGCUUACAAGAAAAUUCAAUAGGAAACAGUCAUAUUCUUUAGUUCCAAUUGCUCUCUACUUUUAGUCGUUUUACGUUUAGUCUACCGUAGCCUGUGCUCAGACUUGCCCAGUACAAAAUGCAACAAUGGAACUGUACCAUAUACCCAUUCACCAUAUAUUAUUAUUAUUCAUUUAUAUUUAAAGUAGAAUUUAUACUCAUUUUAAGGGCAUAAUUUUAGUCUAGAAUAAUAUUUUUGUCCUUUUUACUGAUACUUUUUACAUUUGAACUGUAAAUUAGUCUUUAAUUUUGCUAAGGUUAAGUAUUAUAAUAUUUAUGUUGACAUGUCUUCUAAAUAUAAUUUUUAAUGUUCGGGCUAAUUAGUAUGUAAUACAAUUAUGACUUAGAAUAUUGUCAAUGUUCUCAGGUAUUUAUGUAAUUAGGCCUACCUAUCAUUUAUUUAUAGAAAAGUUCCUUAUCAUUCAUGAUACAGUAAUAAUAUAAUUUAUUUAUAGAAAAGUUCCUUAUCAUUCAUGAUGCAGUAAUAAUAUCAUUUACAAAUCGAAGAUAAUAGAUAAUCCAAUUAAUUGUAAUGAUGAAACAAUGUGUUUUAUAGAUUUGAUAAUCUCCUGGUCAUAGGUAAUAAUAUCUUUAUUCGUGAGCUUCAUACAGUCUUGAUAAUACAACUUAGAAGUUUUUAAUAAACACUUUGCAAAGAAAGAAAAUUAUGAGAAACUCUAACUAAAAAAUAAUCAAAUACUGAUAAAAUUUAGUAUCUUCCUUAUCUACCUCAAUGAAAUUGCUAACAGUUCAUGAAGUUUCAAAGAAAAUAGUUUUGAUAGUUUAUUUGUAAAAUAUCUAAUAUUGGAAAUUAUUAUUUUCCUAUUCGAUUUAAACGCUCAUUAUCUUAUUCACUGAGUUUUAUUAAUAAAACUCAUUACUUAAUUUAAUCAUUAGUGUUUGGAAAAUAAUGAAGUGACAUGGUUUUUUGAAUGUUAAAUCUUUCCACUAUGAUCAUUUUUUUAAUUGUGACUUAUGUGUGUAUAAAAUUGUAAACUUGAAAUUUUAUAGCAUGGUGUAUAACUGAUAAUAAUAUAUACUAGAUAUAACGUUUAAGUAUGACAAUAUGAAUUGUUUUAUUGUAUAAUUUUAAAAUUAUUGGAUUUCUUCAUUGUUAGAAAUCACUUGUAUAGUUGAUGUAUAUUUUUAUACUGUUUUCGAUUGAUUGAAUCACCGCUACAAUAUUGUUCAAUUUGUUUUUAGAAAUUAUUUUUGAAGAAUUUAUGGUGAUUAAAAGAGGAUUGAACAAUACAUUGUUAUUCAUUUAUGAAAUUCUAUGCUAUGUAUACAUUACUCAGUAUAGGCAUACAUUCAUUCUGUAAAAUUAACUUAUGUUCUGUUUAAACUAGAAUGACCAAAUGAAACAGAAUUGAUUCCAUGAAAGUUUCAGUGUCUUGACUAUUAGUCUGCGUAAUUCAUCAAGUUCUUCUUAACAAAGCCAAAGCCGAAGAUUGGAAUGUGUAUGAAACUGAAACAAUAUGGUUGAACGAGGACAGUGGUGGUGGUGGGGCAUUCCUGUACAACUGCGGAGACUGUGGACUGAACUUUGAGACUCGACUGGCUUUGAUGAAGCACCAACUGGACAGAUGUGACAUGCAUUACUCCAUUUUGCGAUCUGCUCUCCUUGGCCCCACGCCUUCUCCAUAGCAAAUGAAAAUAAGGAGCUAGCAAAAUGUGUUUAUUCAAUAUAGUGUUAAUUUGUUCAUAGAACAUAGUCCUGAUAUGAUGGAAAUAUGAUCAUACAGACUAUAGUGAGAUUUACAUCAAACUGUGAGAAUUAGUUUGAUGAGAAGCAUAGCAUGGUUGUUAUCGAUAAGUACGCAACAUGAAAAAACAAUUAUUAGCAAGGAGUGAAAGCGACUCAUCAUGUGGAAUGUAUUUUUGUGAAAAGUGCGGCAAAGAGUACAAAUCGAAAGGCACUAUGAAAAGGCACAUGACGGUGGAGUGCGGAAAAGAGCCCAACUACUCUUGUCCAAUCUGCAGGCACAAGUUCUAUUACAGGGAUAAAUGUCUACAGCAUAUAAGAUUGGUGCAUCGCGAUCUCAACUUGUUUCCUAUGGAAGUUAUCCUCCCAAAGGACAAUGAUGAAUUGAGCAAGAUGUUGUUACUGAGCUGCGAUCCGCCUUCCAGAGUCAUUUACCCCGACAAGCCAAAACAGGCGAAACCAGUGGAUCGCCGCCACCAAUUCCUGCCCGAAAUGGAAAAAUUCCAGUGCAAUUCCUGUGGACGCUCGUACAAAUGGCGGCAGAGUCUCGAGCGGCACCUGAAGCAUGAGUGCGGCAAAGACCCGGUUUACUCGUGUUUGCAGUGCAAGUUCCAGGCCAAACACAAGACCAGUCUGCAGCGACACUUUGAGUCUUUCCAUGCGGCCUGCCUUAGCACGCAGCCGCAGUGCAAUUUCUGUGGACGCUCGUACAAAUGGCGGCAGAGUCUCGAGCGGCACCUGAAGCAUGAGUGCGGCAAAGACCCGGUUUACUCGUGUUCGCAGUGCAAGUUCCAGGCCAAACACAAGACCAGUCUGCAGCGACACUUUCUGUCUUUCCAUGCGGCCUGCCUUAGCACGCAGCCGCAGAUCAUCGUGCAGCAACCGAGGAGCAAUGAUGGCAACAAUAACAGUGGAAACCGGGUGGCGAUUGCCAGUCAGCGAAGCGAGGCUGAGCAAACAUCAAGCUGCGAUAACAUAAAUAGUAGGAAUCAGCUGGGAGGCGCUGGUCAGGAAAACACGUCUGAUGGAAGGUUGAACUGUAUUGAUCCUGGUGAACAUGGCACGAAUGAUUUAAUAAACAAGAAAAUAUCUGGUCAACAACAGGAUUGAUGGAUUGUUAUUUCAAUAAACUGAAUUGAAUGUACCGUACUAUCUGAUGAAACUGAAUUUUUCUCUCUUGACCUAUUUUGAAGAGCUUUCUCUCAUUCUUAUUUUAUAAUUACAGUUUAUUUGAAAUUCAAUUAUCAUCAAUUCCAUGGUAAAAUAGUUUGUAAAUCUUUCGGUUAUCAGAGUCCUAAAUCUCUUCAAAAAUUGUGUGAUAGGUUGUUUGAAGAAUUUCAAUUUUUGACAGAUUGGCAUUUUUGUGAUUCAAUAUCAAUUUUCUUUUAUGUGAUUCGAUUGAAAUUUUGAUUGUUUAUAAAGGGGUUUUAAAAUAGUAAACUGGGAUCAUCCAUAUUGGGAUAUAAAUAUAAUGUAUUUCAUUUGUAGGCUACACGCUACAUUGUUCUUAGAAUAAUUUCAUCUAAUGAAGCUUGUUAUAUUUUUCUAUUCUAUUAUACUUUUCCUGUAGAAAAUAUAAUUUCUAACCAACUCGAAUGAAAUUGGUACUGAUAGUGAUGUAUGAUUCUCAAUAUUCUAUUUUAUUGUUUGCUCUGCACUAUGUAUUCCUCAUUCUCAGCCUCUGACAGUAGAUAAAAAAUGAUACUCAAUUGCCAUGGAAUCCAAUGAAUCUCAUUCACCCCUGGUCAACAAUCUAGUCUGAUAUUCAUUAUAAUUUAUUCUUAUUGAAAUUAGAGAAUCAUUGUUAAAUACGAAAAAUUAUUUGAUGUGAUUCUCCAACUAACCGAUAUUUUCACUGACAAAAUAAGAAUUCAUUCUAUCUUUUAUGAAUAUUGAUUAUCACUUUCUAAAAUCGGAUAUUAAAGCUACCAAGUUGACUUAUAAAAUCCUAUAUUUAUCUUUCUGAUGCUUUUAAUAACUAUGACAAUAAUUGUACUGUGUACGAACGAUAUGAAAAUAUUGGACAUAUUAGUUCCAAAUCAGUCAUAAUUUAUUCUAUGUAUUAACAUGAUAAUUUAUUGUAUACAUUAUAUAUUUUGUUGAAUUUAUAUGAAUUAAGAAAUUAUUUCUGCUCAACUCAAAUGAGAGUUACCUAUGCAUGUGCCAAAUUUGUGUUGCAUUUGAUGUCAAAUUACCUAUUUAGUAAUAUUUUAUCUGAUCAUUGGAAUUGUUAAAAUGCUUCUUAGUUUUUUGACUAUCUCUAUUUGAAAAUGUUGCAACUUAUCAAUGAAGUUUAUUCCUCAUAAUACCUAUUAGAAUAAUGUUGAUAACGUUAUUGAAUAUUUGAUAUUUUAUUAGAAUAGAAUAUUUUCUACAAUAUCAAUAAAAAUUCAGAACAGACUGCUAGUUGAAGAACUGCACUCAAAUCACUUUUACAAUGAAAACACAACUAGUUCCCAUGAGUGCUAUGUCGUUGUAAAAGUGCUUCAAGUGAUUCAUAAAAUACUAUUUCUAUCAUUUCUGAUUAGUUUUUUAUUAGUUUGUGGCAUUUAAAAAUGAAACUUUUUCUAAAAUUAUCAAGAAAACUCAUACAUUUUAUCUAUUAUACCUUCUUCAAGAUGAUCAAAAAUGAUUUUAAGUUUAUUUUCAUGGUUAGUUUAGUGUUUGUUCAAUUAUUGAUUUAUUGUUUGAAAUGAAUGCCAACCUCUCAUAUCGAUCAUGGUGAACUAGAAUUGUUUCUAUCGAUGUCUAAAUAAAUUAUUGUGGGAUCUUCGGGGUUUUCAGGGGUGAUUUCUUUUCUUAUGUUAUUUGUUAUUUAUUUAAUGUGGUUGAUAAUAAAUUUGAAUGUUUUAAUGUUUUUCUAUCAUUGUAGCCUACCUCUUCAAAUACCUUAUUUUCUGAAUCGAAUGAUAAUGAUUUAUUGUUUGAGUGUAUUCUAGGUCCUUCAUGUCAUAAAUUCUCGAAUUGAAACGGAAAGAACUGACACAAUGAAGUAUAGUAACACUAUCAAGGAAUAGAUGGCUGACACUACUGCUCGAUCUUUGAGGUAGUGUCUGACUCUGAUCAGACUUAGUUAUAUAUCUUAAUAUGUUUAUGUAGUUUCUAAGCAUUCCAUGUUGAUUAAAAAUAUUCCCAACAACUCAUUACAAAUAAGGAGCUUAUUAGAAGCUAUAUUACUAUUUACAAAUAUAGGAGCUUUAUUACAGAUUUAUUUUCAAUUCACUUGAUGUUUUCAUUUAGUUCUUUCACCAUUCAUUACUUGUCAAUCAGACCUGUCAAUAACUAAUAACUAAUUUUAUUGUCAAUAACUAAUUUUACCAGUUGAAUCUUAUAUUGGCAAGCCUAUCUAGUUAUUAUGUAUUCUGUGCACGUCGAAAGCUACCAACUAAUUUUAACAGUUGUAUUUUAUUCACUUGAUAUGCUGAUCUAGUUUUUAUACCUUCUUUCGAUCCCAAUGUCAAACAACUCAUUUAUUUCACACAUUGAAAAACAAACAAUGCAUAAAUAAAAAAUGAAUUAUAUUGAAAUAAUCUCAUCAAAUUUGUACAAUUCAUUUUAUUUAUUCAUCCAGUUUUCUUUAUACUUUCACGAUCCUACCUUUCAAUAACUAACUAUUUCACUGGAUAACUUCAUAUUUAAUUUUCUACGCGUUCCUUCCUAUCUCUAGGUUUCUGAAAACCUCUCAACUACGUAUUUCCCUUGAUAACUCCGUUUAUAAUUUUAGACAUGUGUUCUAUCAAUCUUGCCUAUCGACUUUUAAUUUUGUUCACUUGAUCAAAAACAAAUCCAAUCAAGUUGAUAACUACUUAUUGCCACUGAUCACACCUUCCAGCUACUAAUUAUUUGAGCGGUCGGGCUUGGGUGGGUGUGGCCUACUAACACUGGUCUGGUUGCAGGCAAGGUGCUGGGUUACUGGUGCGCCCGCUGCCUGCGCGUCUACCGCUACAAGAAGACGCUGUCGCGGCACAUGCGACUCGAGUGCGGCGUGGCGCCCCAGUUCAAGUGCUCGCAGUGCACCUACCGCGCCAAGCGUCACGACCGCCUGCUCGUGCAUCAGGCGGUGCGCCACGGAUUCGCGUGACCCCGGAGGGAUGCUAUAGUGAGCUCCACCUUAUAAUGGAUCAAUAUUGGUGUUGCUAGGCUGACAGUAAUAUCCUUUUCUAGCUCCGCAACGUUGUCGAAUCGUUUCUCAACAAUUUAGAUACAUAAUUAAUUAACAAAAUAUUCAAACUCAAUCAUGAAAAUUUAUUGAGUGCCGUUUGCACAGUGGCAGUUUAAACUAAAUUUCAUUUUCAACAGGAUUAAAACCAUACCACGAAUCGUUCCAUUUAAUGUGGCUCAUUUUGAGUUAAAGUCACCAGCUGAUCAAAUUCAGUUAAUGCUUUGACUGUGCAAAUGGCCCUAAAUCAUUGAACAAUAUAUAUUUUAUUAAUGAAUCAAACUUGAUUGAUCAUUUUAAACAAGAAUGUACAGUUCAUAUUACAUCAUAUUCACCAUUAUCAGCUAUACUUCAUAGAAGGCAGAGAUUCGGCAUCCCUGUUCUCCCAUAUCUCUCCACUGUCAUUAUAAAGUGAUUCUCACUUUAGCUGAGGUACCAGCUGCCGAAAUGAUGGUUAGCGGUGGCAAGAUUAACUGAAAUCGGCAGAAACCCAACUGUAGUCAUCUAACAACUCGACUGAAAUUAGCUGAGAACUCUAUUGAAAUAAGCAAAAACUUCCUAUUAAAUCAGUUGAUAACUUCAUUGAAAACUCAACUUCCAAUGAAAGUAGCCAAUGAAAUUAUUUUACUGUUGAUGGAGCAUAAUGUCUAUAGAGAUACAUUUCCACAGGACCUUGAUGGAGCAUGUUUCUAUUUGGGGCCUUUACAUUGGGAAUAAUUUACAGUUUGUUCAAAUAGGACUUGAGCAAUUUGAGGACGGAUUUGGCUUCUCAACAGUGAAAUUGGCGAUUUCAAGUUUCAAGUUUAGGAUAUUGUUCAAACUUGCAGAAAGAAAUCAUCAAUGUUCCGUACCAGACCAACAAGUUUACCAAAUAAAUAACUUGAUAUGAAUUCACUGAUGAAUUUAACCAGGUUUUAACAAUGCUUUUCUAUCUUUGUGUACAAGUAUGAAUAAUAAUCACAAUAGAAAACAUAAAAUACAUGGUUCAUAAAAAUGUAUUAUGUAAAUAAAUAUCAUAUGAAUGUUCGAUGGUAAGCUUUUUACAACUAAAUAUUAUUAAAUCACUGAAAUUAUAAAUUUAUUGUAGGAAUAUUUUUUCUAGUCAUAAAUAUAGUCUAGUAUUCAAUAGUAUUAUUGUUAUUUGUGUAAAGAUGUUGUUAUAGUCCUCUAUCAAGUGAACCAUUCACAUUCUGUUUAAAAAUUCAAAUUAAGCGUGAUUUUUGAUGCUACUAAAAAAAAUGUAUGAAUACAAAUAUAAAUCUGAGUACUUUUUAAAAUUAUUUUACUUUUAAAAAGUAGCUCUAAAGAUAAAAGACGAUAAAAUAAUGUAAUAUGCAGUAUGUAUUGUUAAACAUUAAAUGCAUAUGAAAAACUCAGUCAAUAAAUAUUAUUUCGGAUUUUUUCAAUCUA